CGUCUUACGAUGAGCACUUUCGGUAAUUUCGUGGUAAUUUUGUGCUGCUUGUCACAGGCGAUUGCAGUCGAUCAUUCCUUAAAUGGAUUACUGGGUGGAGUGAACUUUACUUACCAUGAAGUGCAAAGUGGCGAAAGCAAUUCGAAUAUUUUGAGAUUGUACAGAGAGCUGGGUAAACUUAAUGAUUUGUUCGUUAAUCACCUAAAGAACAAUUAUAACAACUGUACGCCUCCUGGAAAUGAAAUUAAAGCAGUUGAUAUUGUUAGAAAAGUCUUAGAUUCGAAUGAGAUCUACUCCUUAAACACUUUACGCUCAUCCUGUCCAGCUUACAGGGACUCGAAUGGCAUAUUCACCAUAAAAGUUUUUGGGCUUGAACCAUUUAAAAUUCUUUGCAAUUCCGAUAUAGCCGGUCCUGGUUGGACGGUGAUUGCAUCUCGGAGUAAUGACAAUCUAAAUUUCUACCGAGGAUGGGCAGAGUAUAAACGUGGGUUUGGAAAUCUGACAGGCGACUUCUUUAUCGGAUUGGAUAAACUGCAUGCUAUAACCAUAUCACAGCCGCACGAACUUUACAUCUAUCUUGAGGACUUUGACGGAAAUAAACGCUUUGCGAAGUAUGACGAGUUCCUGAUUGGCACCGAGACUGAGAAAUAUGUUAUGGCCAAAUUAGGCACCUAUGUGGGAGAUAUGGGAGAUUCACUAAAAAACCACGCCAAUAGAAAAUUCACAACGCAUGAUAACGAUAACGAUGUUAAUAGCAGUAGCAAUUGUGCGGUUUUGCGAAUGGGUGCCUGGUGGUACUACAACUGCGAAGAGUCCAAUCUUUUUGGCCUCUACUUAAACGGGUCCUAUGGCAGUGAACUGACUAACAAAGGCAUGUAUUGGAGUACUUCGCGGGGUGUUCAAUACUCACACAAAGUGAUGCGCAUGAUGGUGAGACCCAAAUGCUCAUGCCCCCAUUAAUGAUGAAUCAGUAGAAAUAAUUUGUAUACUCACUCAUCUAUAAAUUAAUCCCAAUUAAUCAAUUGUGAAUAAAUGUGUGUUUUUUAUUUAUA
Messenger RNA from Drosophila innubila, 1052 nucleotides. Its product is annotated as ficolin-2. The transcript has 4 exons. Bases 10 to 960 code for a protein of 316 amino acids. Lineage: Eukaryota; Metazoa; Arthropoda; Insecta; Diptera; Drosophilidae. The record is from RefSeq and is a predicted model, not a curated record.